AUGUCCGUCUGGAGCGAAAUCAUAAUAUCAUCUGCCUGCAGCAACAGUGAGGAAGUAGAAGAAUAUAUACGGCCCCUUGCUGGAGUCUCGCCAUUAUACGGCUUUGGGGUCGGCUGGCAGAAGAUCUUCCUGCGCACCUCACAGCCUCUGGAGUUUCAUGUCUCUACAGAAGAAUAUAACGAAGGCCUGCAGGAGGCGCUGCGAGAAGCCACCGAGUCGGAUGAAGGGGAGAACUACAGUGAAAAUGAGCAUGACUACACCGUGUGCCAUUGGGCUCUCGUAGUUGGACGCAGAUAG
This is a messenger RNA of Aspergillus fischeri NRRL 181, 297 nucleotides long. RefSeq lists its product as uncharacterized. Bases 1 to 297 code for a protein of 98 amino acids. Lineage: Eukaryota; Fungi; Ascomycota; Eurotiomycetes; Eurotiales; Aspergillaceae. The transcript is spliced from 2 exons. The record is from RefSeq and is a predicted model, not a curated record.